Messenger RNA from Podospora pseudocomata, 1275 nucleotides. RefSeq lists its product as uncharacterized. Bases 314 to 895 code for a protein of 193 amino acids. The record is from RefSeq and is a predicted model, not a curated record. The transcript is spliced from 2 exons. NCBI's taxonomy places the organism in Eukaryota, Fungi, Ascomycota, Sordariomycetes, Sordariales, Podosporaceae.
CCAAAGCACGCCACAUUGCCCGGUAUGCUAUUGAACCGCUUUUCUUCCUCCGACUCCCAACCAUUCUCCCGCUUGACCUUCGUCCAUGUCUAUAUCGUAGGUAGACUUGAGAGUAUAGCAGUCACUGACAGCUCGCCUCUGCAGUCUCCUUUUUAGCAACACCAGUAUCGCGGAGAGACCAGCUAUCGUAUGGCAGCUCAAUCACAUUCAUGUAUCCCUACUGGGAAAAAUUGAGUUCGAUUGGGAGAUAAAAGGUACUGGGCAACGGGGCCGGACCGAAACUGGUGCCGUGGCCCUGCAUCUGCAUCCAAAUAUGCUCGACGCAUACAUAUCCUUGGAGGAAGCGGUUUUAGGGUUCUCAUCUCUUGAAUUACUGGAGGAGCUUCGGGUAUGGCUGAACAUCGUGGACGGCGAAUGCACAUCGUUGCUACACCACGUUCUCACCGAAAGGAACGCCGGAAGAGUUGACGCGAGCCUUCGCAGGAGAGACGUGCCGGAAGACGUCCCAGAAUGGGACGACGUAGCAAAUUCUAUGGAGCAAGCCAUCUCAUCGUGCAAGCGGUGCGCCAGCAUUACGCUUUCACCCGCUCCUACCACGGGAGACCUGUCAACGGGCGAUCGCGAAUUUCAGAAAUCACACGGAAAGCAGGGUCCUUCUAGCAGAAACCACAACAGCGCUGGGAACUCCAAGGACGGUGGUGGUGUAAGGCCGGUGGCAGGGCUUUACAUGGAGUAUCUUGAGUCUCGGGAACCCGCCGCCAACCACACUUUUCACGACAUCAAGGAUGGUAUUGUUCCGCUGAGACCUUUGUCUGUUACCUUUGGUAGAAUGAGGCACAACGACCCGCAGUUUAUGGGAGAAUACAUGGUGAGAUACGGACACCUUGCUUGCUGAAGUCCUCCCCGUGAGAUAAGUACGGUACUCAUAGCUGAUGGGGAAUGCUGCCAGGUCUUGGAAUACUUAUAACGAUCCCUUGGUGAUGGUUAUCAACCCACGAAGCACUGGAAAAGCCCAUUGCGUGUCGGUGCUGGACAUCCCGCUCCCGAGCAAGACGCAGAGCCUGCUGCCACUUUUGUGAUCACCGACGUGUCCAACAAGUUGCGGUCGAGGCUUUUUGAAGACGUUGACCAACGUCUGAAGAUAUUGGCGGUACAGGUGACAUUUCACCUGUCCGUCUAUGUAACUGAAGGGCCACUGAACACACCGUUUCGACUUACAAAUACACAUGCUAAGUUGGUGAGUUGGCAACAUUUUGACCUGAAAAUUAUAUCGUA